Molecule: messenger RNA, 5535 nt
Organism: Myodes glareolus (Bank vole)
Lineage: Eukaryota; Metazoa; Chordata; Mammalia; Rodentia; Cricetidae
Source: RefSeq, a predicted model, not a curated record
GGCGGGGCUGAGGCCGGGGUAGCUGAGCAUUCUUGGCCGCCGAGGGAACCGCAGGGUGUACGCACGCGAGGCUAGCUGAGCCGCCGCACGCUGGUGCAAAUAUUCCGAGGCGCGGUGAACACGGUGGAGGCUGAGGCGUUGCUGCAGAAUCGCAGAUACCCGGUGUCCCUAGCGCACUCAGCAAGGCCCCCGUCCUCUGCAGUCCCCCGAGCAGCUCGCGAUGGCCCCGCGCAAGAACGCAAAGGGCGGCGGCAGCCACAGUAGCAGUAGCAGCAGCAGCAGCGGCAGCGGCUCGGGCAGCGGUAGCCCGAGCACGGGUAGCAGUCGCAGCAGCAGCAGCCCCGGGGCUCGGAGAGAGGCCAAGCACGGAGGACACAAGAAUGGAAGGAGAGGAGGGAUUUCCGGAGGCUCCUUCUUCACCUGGUUCAUGGUCAUUGCACUGCUGGGCGUCUGGACGUCUGUGGCCGUCGUGUGGUUUGACCUCAUUGACUAUGAGGAAGUUCUAGCCAAAGCAAAGGACUUCCGUUAUAACUUAUCAGAGGUACUUCAAGGAAAACUGGGAGUCUAUGAUGCCGACGGUGAUGGAGACUUUGAUGUGGGUGAUGCCAAGGUUUUGCUAGAAGGACCUGGUGGUUUAGCCAAGCGGAAAACUAAAGCUAAAGCUAAAGAACUCAGCAAAGAGGACCUUAAGAAGGAGAGAGAGAAGGCUGUGCCUAGCAAGAGUGGAGAGAGAACCAGUGGGAAGAAGAAGGAGGAGGACAAGAAGGGAAAGAAGGCCGACUCAGACACGUCCCGGAAAGCAUCUCCUAGAGGACUUCAAGAAAGAUCUGCUUCAGAGAGGACGUCCCCACCAGAGGAGGCUGAGCUACCGGCUGAACUGGAGAAGCAGGCUGCUGAGGGUGCAGAAGUCCAAAAUGUUGAAGAUGAAGUAAAAGAACAAAUUCAGUCCCUUCUCCAGGAACAAGAACACACAGAAUAUGCCCCACAGCUGGAAGCAGAUGGAGCCGCAGGAGAGCCACAGCCAGAGGCUGAGGACGUCCUCACAGUGACUGAGGAAGAGGACAGAUUUGAGACCCUGGAACCUGGGGCAGCUCAUGAAGAAGCUGAGGAUAGUUACCAUGUGGAGGACACAGCAUCACAGGACCAUCCAAACGAUGUGGAAGAGAUGGUGAAUGAACAGGAAGGCUCAGGUCCCAGGGAAGCAGUAAUGGAUGCUGAUAAGAUGCGGCAGGAUUCAGAGGAAGCAACACAUCAAAAUCAUGAUGCACCAGUACACGAGCAUUCAGAAAAUGAAGGGAUGGAGAUUUCAGAUAAUGCCGUAGAAGGUUCCAGCAUCAUUUCAGAAGAAAUAAAUGUCCCCUCCGUGGAAGAACAGCAAGACACUCCACCAGUUAAGAAAAAGAAGCCUAAACUUCUGAACAAAUUCGAUAAAACCAUCAAGGCUGAGCUGGAUGCUGCAGAAAAGCUCCGGAAAAGGGGUAAAAUCGAGGAAGCAAUGAACGCGUUUGAAGAGCUGGUUCGGAAGUACCCCCAGAGCCCGCGAGCGAGAUACGGCAAAGCGCAGUGUGAAGACGACUUGGCAGAGAAGAGGAGGAGCAAUGAGGUCCUGCGCAGGGCCAUCGAGACCUACCAGGAGGUGGCCAGCCUGCCCGAUGCCCCCACAGACCUGGUGAAGCUGAGCUUGAAGCGACGGUCAGAAAGGCAGCAGUUUCUAGGUCACAUGCGAGGCUCCCUGCUUACCCUCCAGAGGCUAGUUCAGCUGUUUCCCAGCGAUACGGCAUUGAAAAAUGACCUUGGCGUAGGAUACCUCUUGAUGGGAGACAAUGACAGCGCCAAGAAGGUUUAUGAAGAGGUUCUGAACGUGACACCCAAUGAUGGCUUUGCUAAAGUGCACUACGGCUUCAUCCUGAAGGCACAGAACAAGAUAGCGGAGAGUAUUCCCUACUUAAAGGAAGGAAUUGAAUCUGGAGAUCCUGGCACGGACGAUGGCCGGUUUUAUUUCCACUUGGGGGACGCCAUGCAGAGGGUCGGGGACAAAGAGGCCUAUAAGUGGUAUGAGCUUGGGCACAAGAGAGGACAUUUCGCCUCCGUGUGGCAGCGGUCCCUCUACAAUGUGAAUGGCCUAAAGGCUCAGCCGUGGUGGACACCCAGAGAGACUGGCUACACGGAACUGGUGAAGUCUUUAGAGAGAAACUGGAAGCUAAUCCGCGAUGAAGGCCUCAUGGUGAUGGAUAAAGCCAGGGGUCUCUUCCUGCCUGAGGACGAAAACCUCCGGGAGAAGGGAGACUGGAGCCAGUUCACACUGUGGCAGCAAGGAAGGAAGAAUGAGAAUGCCUGCAAAGGAGCCCCUAAGACCUGUACUUUAUUAGAAAAAUUCUCCGAGACAACAGGAUGCAGGAGAGGACAGAUCAAAUAUUCCAUCAUGCAUCCUGGAACUCAUGUGUGGCCACACACGGGACCCACAAACUGCAGACUCCGAAUGCAUCUAGGGUUGGUGAUUCCCAAGGAAGGCUGCAAGAUCCGGUGUGCCAAUGAGACCAGGACGUGGGAAGAAGGCAAGGUGCUCAUCUUUGACGACUCCUUUGAGCACGAGGUGUGGCAGGAUGCCUCGUCAUUCCGGCUGAUCUUCAUCGUGGACGUGUGGCACCCCGAGCUGACCCCUCAGCAGAGACGCAGCCUUCCUGCAAUUUAAAAGGAAUUGUCACAGCCUUGGGUGCGCUGCUGGGAAGCUGCCUCUCUGCUGCUCCUGAGGUGUGGAGAUAGACGUUCAAGCCCCGUGACUCUUUCGUCCCAUUGACUUGCAGCUGAAGACCUCUAAGGUUCCUUCUGGAUGGGAAAUCGCUGGGAGGAGUAUUUGCCUUACUGCAAUUCAUUUAGGAGGCCCCUUGCUUCAAGUCACCCAUGGCAGCACUGAACUUCUGCCCGGGUUGAAGGGAAACACUUGGCUGUGUCUACAUUGCUAGCCAAAGAUAUUUUUCUACAUGGAAUAGUGUGCACGGAGGCUAUACCAUUAUGGAGAAACUGUGAACGAAUCACUUUCGUUUGUAAUUUUUCUAGACAGUUGUAUUUUUCUAGGUAGUCAAACUAUUCUGUCACCAUCUUCCCUGUGUUUCUGUCAACUUUGAUGACAGGAAGUACAAAUGUGUCCCUUCUGACUAAAUAGUAAUUCUCUGGUCAAUUCAGACAUAUUCCAAAAACAAAAACAAAAAACAAAAAACACUUGUGAAAAAGGCAACUUUAUUUUGUUUUCCUAACAUAAAUGGGAAGUUGCUCCGGGAUAUAUAAACUGUGCCAACCCUUGCCCUUGGAUCUCCCUGUGUAUCUUCGUUUAGACUCUGCGUCUUCUCCCAUCUCUGCGCUUAUCAUAGAAAUGCUAUCAAGCUCUUAUUCCUAAGAACAACGUUUUCUCUUUGACGCUGAGCAAAGCCAUGGAGAUAUAUAAUGUUGUAAUAUGACAAUACCACAGACAUCGGAGCUCAGAGAGAAGAUGUAACAUGGACGUGAACGUUCCCACUCGGGGUCAGGUGGCCAGAUAGCCUGGACUCUUUGUCUUCUGUGCACAGGGCCUGGAAUCUGCAAUGGCCGUCUGAUCUAGGUCCACUUGGUCGCCAGGAAGAUGGCUGCUUGGUUUCUGAGAGUCUCCUCACAAUUCUGUCCGUGUCGGAGAGCAGCGUAGGAAGUUCCCAGGGCUGCUAGGACCCUCCCCGAGGUGGAGCUGGUAGAGCUUGUUGAAUUCUGAAUUCACAGGCCAUUUCCAUCGUCCACACUCAAAAACAAGCCUGCCGCCUAAUUAUUAUUAUUUUGAAACAGCGUUUCACAUGUAUGUUUGAUCUGAGUACAGCCCGUGCCAUAGGAAGAAGAGUGGAAAGUCAUCUUGCUCCUCGUUCCAAAGAUGAACAGUUCACCGGUAAAGCAUCACUGCCUUUGGUUUUCCGUUUGACAGUUAAAGCUAACUCAAGCCUCAGAAUGUAAUGCCAUUCAUGCACUGAUCCCCAAGCCAGUCGAACAACAAUGCUGCAGAAAUGACACGUAUUCCAGCCACAUAGGUGGAUAAAAACAGAUGCAUUCUUUUCAUACAAUGUCAAAAGAAGAUGCUUUCUGAACCUCACUUAGCAAGCAAUUCUUUGAGAUUGGCAUGGAUCCUUUUUCUUUUAGCUCAAGGAUACUAGCUUUUAGUAGGACGUUUACAAAAUAUGUGACCAUUCAUUAAAAAAAAAAAAGGUACUUUUUCCUUCUUUUGCCAAUGUUCAAAAAUUCCUCUAAGGCAUGGGAGAAAAAUAGCAAAUCAUCCCCAAAUUCCGGAAAAGAAAACAAACCCUCAGAAAAGAAAAGGUGUUUGUGUUCUUCAGUAUUUAUUAAAUGGAGGAACUUACUGACAAAAGGCAAUACAAUUCAGUGUUCAUGUUGUGACACUCGGCCGCCUAUUGGGUUUGGUUCUCCGACAUAUUACAUACACAUAAUGAAAUGCAAACCAUAUGUUCUCACUGUUAAACUGUCACCUUACAUUCAUGUCAUAAAAUGGUAGAAAUCAGUGAAAAUUAGCUUUUGACUGAGUAAAUAUAACAUGGUUUUUAAAAUAUGGUCAUUACAGUAGGAUUCUAAAUGUCGUCAUGUGGAAGGCCAGAGGAACCGUUGCUGUGACACAAGUUGGCAAUCGUUGACUCCAACAAUAUUUUGAGUACUUGGAUCCCCACAUUUGUUUUAUAAACCCAAGCAAUAAAAGAUUUUUAAUUCACUUUAAUCUUUCCGUUCUCUCACUCGUGUCAUGAGAAGAGAGUUUCCACCGGUGCCUCGGGAGACAUUUUUCAGGGUUGGCAUUUUAUGAUUCAGAAGGUCUAUACCAAAUGAAUUGGUGUUUUUAUAUACGAUGAUACAGUUAUUUGAGAAAUCUUUUAAAUUCUGUCUCAGUUUUACUCCUUCAAGGUUGGAACAUAAAAAUAGUAUUUGUUACUAUUCUCUACUAGUGAAAAAUAAUAAUAAGCCAGUAGAUCAACCGAGAAGGAAUGUAUGUCUAGAAUGUCGUGCAAGGCUCAGGAGGGAAACACUAGCCUGGAAAGACAAGGUCCGCGUUUUGAUCUCCAGCAUGGGAAGGAGGAACGGAGAGAGGGAUGGAGGGACAGAGGGACAGAAGGAGGGAGGAAGAGUCAGAGAAAAAAAACAAAAGAGAAGGGGGAAGAGGAGAGAUAGGGGAAGGAUAGCAAAAGAGAGACACAGAGGGAGAAAGAGGCAGGAACAGAAGGUAGACAGAAGAGAGAGGUGUUCACAACUAGCCGUAUUGUUUAGAUGAUUAUGCCUGGUUGAAAGCUGAACUGGUUUCCUGUUUUCUUAGGUUGUUCAACUAACAAAUCAACCUACCAAAGGCAUAAAGUGUGAAAUAGUUUACUAAGCAUUAUCAAUCGAGAUUUCCUUUUGGUGUUAAGCACUCUGGUCAUAUUAGUCAGUGCCAAUGUCACACAGAUAGAUGGGGAAUAAGAUAUCUAUGUAACUCAGCUGGUCUUGGGAAACAUGGCACAAAUAAAACAUUCUAACCUUUGA